Messenger RNA from Asparagus officinalis (garden asparagus), 1100 nucleotides. Its product is annotated as E3 ubiquitin-protein ligase FANCL. Bases 41 to 934 code for a protein of 297 amino acids. Gene Ontology annotation, molecular function: ubiquitin protein ligase activity. The transcript has 10 exons. Gene Ontology annotation, biological process: protein monoubiquitination; interstrand cross-link repair. The record is from RefSeq and is a predicted model, not a curated record. Gene Ontology annotation, cellular component: Fanconi anaemia nuclear complex; nucleus. NCBI's taxonomy places the organism in Eukaryota, Viridiplantae, Streptophyta, Magnoliopsida, Asparagales, Asparagaceae.
UUUAUGUGCUACGUUAAUUGUGCUUUUCCACGGCCGAUGUAUGAUUGAUGCGUAUCAUGGAACCGCCGCCAGCGUCUCUCUACCGUUCCAUCUACUCCCAGGUAGAAUAUGCUGGUGUUUUGUACCUCAGAUUGAAGAGGUUGGAUGGGAGCACCUGUUGAACUUGGAAGAUGAUCUAUCCUCUCUCAGCUUUCGCAUUGUAGAUAAGAAAGGAAGAACCCAUACUUUGGAGAUCACGUUGCCUAGAAACUAUCCUCGCAGCUCUCCUUCGAUCUCCGCGGAUGUUCCUUACAUCUGUGAGUUAGAGUGGUCAAAAAACUCCAGAUUGAAAGAUAUUGUGAGGCAAUUCAACAAGCACUUAGAGAAGCUGCAGGAGUUUUGGUCUACCAUGGAUGAAAUUGAUAGGUCGCUUUGGGUUAUGGACCCAAAACAGCCAUCUAAUGCUGCAUCACACCGGCGGAUUAACCUUGGAAACGAGUGCUAUCUUUUAUUAUCUAUUGAUGCUCAUAAUUCAAAAUCUUUACCAGAGUGCCGUUUCCUGGGGCCAAAUACAGUAAUAGAACCACUGUGGAGAAACUGGAAGAAAAAUGGUAGACACUGGAAAAAGGACAAAAGAUUUGAUGAAAAUCUUGCAACUUUGUUGGAGCAUACAUUACCAAAAGCUCCUACUCUUGGCAAUAAGGAUGAAGAAACAACUGAUUGUGGAAUAUGUUACGCUCAGUAUCUGCCUAUUGAUGAUGAACUUGGAGUUAACAGUGGAGGAUCUCCUGAUUAUACCUGUGAGAAUUCAAGUUGCAGUAAAGCUUUUCACACUGUAUGCUUAAGAGAUUGGCUACGUUCGAUCACUACAACCAGACAGUCCUUUGAUGUUUUGUUUGGGGACUGCCCCUAUUGUUCUGAUCCCGUUGCCGUUAAAACUAACAGCUGCAGAUAAUAUGAGGAAACACCAAGCAAUUGCUCAUAUUAGUCAUAUUAUCGUGACAAGCAAGAAACUUUUUGUUGAUCCUUGUAACGAUGGAAAAACUAUAGUAAUUUGAGGAUGUCGUUCAGAUAUUUAAACUGGAGGAUUAUUAUUAAAGGAGUUGACAAGCCUUGCGAUC